GGAAAUGUUGAUACGAUACAAUUUUGUAAACAUUGAUAUUAAACACCUUUUACAAUAAGUUUUUUUUCACUCGGUUUAACCUGUUGGGCCAAUGAGCAAGAUCAAAUCUCAUCUAACAUAUGAGUAAUAACAUAUAACAUACCAAAGUAAUAGUUCGUAGUUGGAUCCAACAUAUGAUAAAAUUCAUACUACUCUCAUAUUACAUCAAUAUUCAAAUGUUUAGCUAAGAAAUAAAAAAAAUAGAAUUAGACAAAGAAGAAAAAAAACCCCGAAAAAGAUGCCCAUUCGCAAAUCAAAGAAAAAAGCGACUCUAGUUCGAGAUUGUUGUUGCAGGCCGACAAAUAGGUGUGUGGUGCUCGUAUUCCUCCCCUCCUCCAGGUAAAAUCGGAUAUGUAGACUUGCAGGUUGACAACCUUGCGUUUUACAAUCAAAAUAUAUUUGCAUGACAAAAGAAAAUAAAAAUAGUUAUAAAAAAAAACAACGGAUGGAUGGAUAUGCCAUUUUUUAAAAAGGGGGAAAAUGAAGGACGGGAAAUGGGAAAGAUGAAAGGAAUCUCAGGACCACGUGGCAAAUUCACAUGACGAUGGGCCAGCAUGAGAGAGAGUUGAAGCUGUCAGUACUUGGGCCUCUGCUCCUCUUCUCCCCAUUUCUCCACCUUUUCUUUUUAUUUUUGAAAUUUCCCCUGGAAUUAAAACGAUUCCAAGGCCUAUAAGACCGAUAAAUAAAUUGUUUUAAAAAAUUUAGGUUUACAGAAAGAAAAUAAUAAUAUGUAAAUAUAUUAUUUUUUUUUAUAAAAAUGAUAUAGGUUUACUCUUCGUAGGUACUAUUUAAUAGAUUCGAAUUUGAAAACUUCAAGUGCAACACUAAUGAAAUAAUGAUAUUAUCACUAGAACACGCCAUAGUUCGUAACAUGUAAUUAAAGCUUUGAUAUUCAUUUUCCAUGGCAGAACAAAAGAGUGAAAACAACAGGCAGUCAUUCUACCAUAAUUCAUCCCCAAAUUGAAAAAGAAAAAUAGUCACAUAUUAAUGAUAUUAUUCUCCUCCGCCGGCCUUUACAAAAUAAUUAUUAAUUACAAAAACAGGCACCAACCAAACGGGAAAAUGGGGAGAUCCGUAAAAGAGGAAACGGCGUUAACAUGGGGAAGCCUUUCAUUUUGACGUGGGUCCCCGUUACCGUAAGCGGAGCAGGGUGUGGUGGUCCAAAUAUCGAGGUCGACGUCUGAAUGUGGGGCCGUCCAUCUCAUCUCCAACUCCCACCCAUCUUACUAUACCAAUGGCGGGGUCCCCCCUCUUCCCUUCAUGUAGGUCUUCCAAGAAUACCGAUUCGGAGGCUGUAUCGGAAAAAUUAGCGAGUAUUCUAUACUAAAAUCGUGGUUUAAUGAUGAAUCAACCGUUUUAUAUCGCUAAAUAACGUUUGCUGGUUUAGUCUAUUGUAGGAGAUUUUUUAAGGCUGAACCGUCGGUACGGUACUGUAUUUCAAUCCUUGAGGUCUUCUGAUGAAAUAAAAUGAGUCGUGUUGAGUCGAGUUUAGUCGAGUUUUGCUUUGUUCGGGUUUGGUUUGUUGAUAAACGAAGCGAACGUUUAUUAACGAGCUAGUCGAGUCGACUUUGAUACGACUUAUUUUGUUAAGAGUUUGCCUCGAUAGUUUCUUUUCAGUUAAUUACUUGGACUAUUGACCGUUUCUCUUUAUGACAAUAUAACUUUGCUAGGACUAUAAACGUUGAAAUACCGCCUACUGUGGUUUAGCCUCUAGUAGGAGAUUUUUUUAAGGUUGAAAUGUCGGUAUGGUACGGUAUUUCAGUCCUUGAGGUCUUCUAAUGAAAUGAAAUGAGUCGUGCCGAGUCGAGUUUUGCUUUGUUCGGGUUUGGUUUGUUAAUAAACGAGGUGAAUUCGUACUAGACUCGUUUAUCAACGAGUUGGUCGAGUCGGCUUCGAUACGACAUAUUUGUUAAAGCAUUGACUCGUUAUUAAGAUCACGAGUUUGCCUCGAUAGUUUGUUUUCGGUUAAUUAUUUGGACUAUAACCGUUUCUCUUUAUGACAAUAUAACUUUGCUGCACUCUAAAAAUCACGAUUAGAAUGACCAAAUUACACAAUGGAAAUUGUGUACACAACAAUGCAAAACCCAAAUGUUUUGGUAGAGAGCAAAUCAUGCUGAAAAAAAGGAUAAAAACAAAGACAGGCAAGAAACAGAUUAAUCGAAUUCGAACUAUUAUUUCUAUGAUUAUUCCUCUUAUCAGUUAUUAUAUAUGUUUUCCUAGCUUGAAACCUUGUUCUGAUCUUGGUAGUGAUCAGAUUGAUAAUAAUGAUUACUAUUAUUAUUUGAUAAGCAUUUUUUUAAUUUUGUGGUAGCCGGCCGCAUUCUAAACUUUUGUGUCUGACAACCAACAAGAUUUGGCAUUUGAGAGGAGUGUAUUUGCAUCUAAACACCAAUUAUUAAUUAAGUAUUAACAGUAAAAUACGGAAGAAGAAGAGAAAGAACCUCACGAGGAGCGAUUAUUUAUAUAUAUAAUGCCUGACUCAUUGUCUGAUCGAGGUGUGUUCGUGAAAGUAGGAAUGCAAUUCCACUUGAUCUAUUUAACUAGAUUUGUGUAACUUGUUUUCUGUGGGCGAGCAUGUGCUCUGAUCCGUCCUUAUUAGUGUUCUAUUUUUUGUUAAAUAAAUUUAAUUUUACUCAAAUUGUUUAUGAUUUUACUUUUAUUAUUUCAUAUAUUUUGAGCUAUAAUGAAGUUGUAAACCGUUGAGAACCUCAAUUUCAUGAAUAAUUUAAGUACAUUUAUCAUAUAAUAGUUUUGUUUCAAAGCUUGUUAACAAAAAAAUUAAUAUUUAUAAUAUUUUUUUCAUAUAAAUUACAUACCAAUAUAAAUCGACCUGUUCUGACCCGCACUCCAUAAUAAAUUACUCGCCCUGCCACAGAUUGAGUAUGAGUAUAAGAUACCUGCCUCUAAACCUACUCCAUUGACAUUCCUACGUGAAGGACUGAUCGAUGACUGGACCCUUCCUCUCAUCAUAGCAAAUCAAAUAACGUAAAAAAAAAAAUCUAUGACGUAAUAAUAAUGAUAAUAAUUUUUCUAGAAAAUCUUCUCACAGUAAUUCGGAGAAAAUUUUACAAUGCUCAUAGCAUCAAUAUUUUAAGAUACAACUCAAAUUUGUACAAAAUAUUAUACGUACAAAUUGAAUUUGAUUUUUUUUCACAUCAUUAAAUAUAAAAGUACACUUUAUAUCAUAACAAAAUUUCGAUUUUGAAAACAAAAUCACCCCAAUCCUUAUUAGCGCAAAUGGUAGACCUCGAGUUCUUUCAAAGGUAGAGUCCCGUGGCCUCCGAAUGUGUGUCAACAUACCUAUAAAGAGCUCACUGAAUGGAAUUCGUGUCCGAGGUCCCCACCUCCCCUGCCUUCCCUUCCUACUUAGCUCAGGGGAACCCAGUCUCAUACGAAUCCACCGCCAAGUAAUCAGUCUUUGAUGAUUCACUAUGAUGGGUCGUUCAUUAGCGACUCCCAGCCGGCGGCAUAUGGUGUUGUGGUUGUUAACCACCAUGGACAAGUGUGUGAUGGGAGAGCUGAGGAUCUUCUUUGUUCCACCCCAAUUGAAGCGGGAACUAAGGCCCUUCUCGAAGGAGUGAAAUUAGCUCAAGAAUAUGGAUCCGAGUGUACGGUUCAAUCCGACUGCCAGGUGCUGGUGAAAGCUUUGGACAACGAUCGCUCUCGAUGGCCUUGGAGGUGUGCAGCCUGGAUCGGUUCGAUUGUUUCUAUCCUUCAGACAAACCCUCUCAUCAAAAUCAAAGAAGUGCUCAGAACACUUAAUGUCAGAGCGGACUGAGUUGCACGUUCUAAAGCUAGAGCGUCUCUGCCUGAUAAUUGGAUUAAUAUUCUUGAUCUCAUUUCUGAUCUUCUUUAAAGAAUUGUGACCGAGUUUCUCAGCUUUCAUUUGAUUUGUGGAAUAAAAGUUGGUAGAGCCCUUCUACUAUGCUAUAUAGUAUUGGUGCUUUAAUGUACAACUCAAAGUUGUAUCAUAACAUUAAAUGUAUAAGUUUAGGUUGUACCAUAAAGCAAUUUGUACCAUUACGUUAUGGUACAACUUUACAACUUGAAGUUGUACCAUCACAUAAAGGUACAAGUUCAAGUUGUACCAUAAAAGAAUUUGUACAAAAAGUAUAGGUACAAUCUAAAAUUGUAUCAUAACAUAAAUGUACAAAUUUAAGUUGUACUAUAAAGACAAAAACCUAUAGCACCAAUACUAUAUAGUAUUGUAAAAUUUCUCAAGUCGGUACCCUUUGUAAAAAAAGAGUUUGCCAUGGUUUAAGAAUCAUAUAUUAAAAAAAGAGAUUGUUUGUGGUCCGUAUGGGAUAUUUUUGAGAUGAGAAGAAGAGGGGUAAUAAUUUAUAUUCCCGUUUCGUGUUGGGAGAGUCGCCCACACGUGCUGCGAGAUGGACACCCACGUGGCGAGGGGGGAACACUAACUGAGCUGCGAUUGGCGACUGUCCCCUACUUGCGGCAGCCAGCGCGUGGUUCCGCUACUCUCUCAUCUGCUCCUCUUCUUCAGUAAAAGUUGACUCCUCUUUCUCUCUCUCUGUCUGUCUCCGUCCAGGGGUGGUGGGAUCCGCGUUCAUGUGAUCGUUCAUGUGCUGUGUUUUUGCGUUUUUUGCCCAUCCCAUCCCCACUUUUCCGUUCUCUCACUCCGUUAACCAAAUAAUAAUAAUAAUAAUAAUAAAUAAUGAAAAAGACGUUGCUGUCCGAAACAGUAACCUUUUUGCGCUUCAGUCUCUCUCUCUCUCUCUGGUGAUUCAGAAAGAUUUCGUUCGACCGAAUUAGUAUGAGAGGAGACCACAUUGCUCACUGUCUAUCCUGCAAUGGCUUGGGACUUGGGCCCAAUGUUUCUUUUCUCAAUGCUAAAUCUGAAUCUCAUCUCCUCCUCCUGCAGCAGCAGCAGCCCAGCAAUCCGGCUAUUCUUCUACUAACAACACUCUCUCUCCCAUCCGGCUAUAAUUAACAUAAUAUAAUGUAAUUAUGCAACCACUCGACAUGAGUAAUGACACGAUAUUCAGCCUCGGUGUUGGAUGGUGCAAAAAGAGAUAGAUCGACCCGAGCGACAAAGGAGGAGCCGUUGAGACCGAGUGCCAUGAAGAUAGCGUAACAGACGCUUAACAGACUGUCGGUGAUGUCUUGUAUAGGAGCAUGCAUGGGAUGAUAUAGUUUAUUAACGAUAUAGGCUAUGGCAGGACGAGUGUUGUCGGCUAACUUGAGAGUGGCCGAGGCAGGGUGGAGAUGGGUGGAAACUGGGGGCGACUUCCGAAAUAUUCGAACCGAGCAAGAAGGUCACCAACAUAUACUUGCGUUGCGAGACAGUGAGAGAACAAACCCAACCAAGGAGCUCUUGAAACUAAGAGGGAGCAUCUAAUUCAUUCCCAAUAAGAAGAAGAUCAUCCACAUAUACUAGGAAAUAUACAUGAUGAAAGUACCACAUCGGUAGACAAAAGAGAUGCAUACGAUUGAAUCUUUUGAAAAUCGACAGAUUUUGGGAAGAGACAAAGGGCAGUAUACAAGGACCGAGGAACCGGACAUAGACUAUAAACAGGCGUUUCAAGCGAACAAUAUUAGUAGCUAGGAGAGGUAGAGUCAUGAAACCCAGGAGGUUGUGCCAUGGAUACUUCAUCCUCCAAAUGUCCAUUUGAGAAAGGCGUUGUUAACAUCAACCUUAAAAAUGGGACACUACUUAGAAAGGGCGGUGCUGAAGAUAAUGAAAAUAGUGGUUGGCU
Molecule: messenger RNA, 5753 nt
Organism: Linum trigynum
Lineage: Eukaryota; Viridiplantae; Streptophyta; Magnoliopsida; Malpighiales; Linaceae
Source: the annotation of a GenBank genome assembly